Molecule: messenger RNA, 1636 nt
Organism: Melanotaenia boesemani (Boeseman's rainbowfish)
Lineage: Eukaryota; Metazoa; Chordata; Actinopteri; Atheriniformes; Melanotaeniidae
Gene: psmc4
Product: proteasome 26S subunit, ATPase 4
Exons: 10
Coding region: 45-1262 (405 amino acids)
Biological process (GO): proteasome-mediated ubiquitin-dependent protein catabolic process
Cellular component (GO): proteasome regulatory particle, base subcomplex
Molecular function (GO): ATP hydrolysis activity; proteasome-activating activity; ATP binding
Source: RefSeq, a predicted model, not a curated record
CCAGCGUACUACGUCAGAACGUUCGUGAGUCGAUAAAUUACAACAUGGAGGAUUUGGUAGCUGUCGAAAAGAGCCCGGAAGAAAUGCCGGCAAUUAUAAGCUCCAGGCCUCAGACAGGUCUAUCCUUUCUGGCACCAGAACCAGAAGACCUGGAGGACCUCUAUACCAGAUACAAGAAGCUGCAGCAGGAGCUGGAGUUCCUGGAGGUGCAGGAGGAGUACAUCAAAGAUGAGCAGAAGAACCUGAAGAAGGAGUUCCUGCACGCUCAGGAGGAGGUGAAGAGGAUACAGAGCAUCCCUCUAGUCAUUGGCCAGUUCCUGGAGGCCGUUGACCAGAACACUGCUAUUGUUGGCUCCACCACAGGCUCCAACUACUACGUGCGCAUCCUGAGCACCAUCGACAGGGAGCUGCUGAAGCCCAACGCCUCGGUGGCUCUUCACAAGCACAGCAACGCGCUGGUGGACGUCCUGCCUCCCGAAGCGGACAGCAGCAUCAUGAUGCUGACGUCAGACCAGAAGCCAGAUGUGAUGUACGCCGACAUCGGUGGUAUGGACAUUCAGAAACAGGAAGUCAGAGAAGCUGUGGAACUGCCUCUCACACACUUUGAGCUCUAUAAACAGAUUGGGAUCGACCCACCGAGGGGUGUCCUCAUGUAUGGACCGCCAGGCUGCGGGAAGACCAUGUUGGCCAAGGCUGUGGCUCAUCAUACAACAGCGGCUUUCAUCCGUGUGGUGGGCUCCGAGUUUGUUCAGAAAUAUUUGGGUGAAGGUCCUCGAAUGGUUCGCGACGUCUUCCGACUGGCAAAGGAAAAUGCUCCCGCCAUCAUCUUCAUCGAUGAGAUUGACGCUAUCGCCACGAAGCGUUUUGAUGCUCAGACCGGAGCUGACAGGGAGGUGCAGAGAAUCCUGCUCGAGCUGCUAAAUCAGAUGGACGGCUUCGACCAGAACGUCAAUGUCAAGGUGAUCAUGGCUACCAACAGAGCCGACACCCUGGACCCGGCCCUGCUCCGUCCCGGCCGUCUGGACAGAAAGAUCGAGUUCCCGCUUCCCGACCGCAGGCAGAAACGUCUCAUCUUCUCCACCAUCACCAGUAAAAUGAACCUCUCUGAGGAGGUGGACCUGGAGGACUGUAUCCUUCAUUCAGCAACAUGUUCAUGUGAUGUGUGUGUGUUUAAACUGUCAGGGUGUGUGUUGUCUGAUAUCACCUCCUGCUACGUUUCUGUGCAGGAUGUUUGUUCAUGUGCGGCUGUGUGGAUGCUGUGACCUCCAUCAUGGUGAUUGACCUCCUGACGGAGUUCCUCUGGAGAACGUUUGUUAGUUGACGACUUUGGUUUGUUUCCACCACAAUGUUGCUGCUACAAAACUGUUUGCCUCCACUUUGAUGGAGAACUCUGGGAAAGAUCCGUGGACAGACGUUUAUCUUGCACACGUCCCCAUGCUGAUAAUCGGAAGGAUGGGAAUAAAUUUGAUGACAGUUGUAUCAGGUAACACAGAGGAACGCUUUGAUUGGUCAAAGUUUCAAACAGAAUUUAGCUGCGAUCACAACAUUCCUGAACGGACUUAAAGAUGGAGACUUUAAAUGGUGCUAAAAUCAAUGUGGCUCGAGGAGCCGUUCCUUUCAAAGAGCCAUUCCAAAG